Molecule: messenger RNA, 1240 nt
Organism: Oldenlandia corymbosa var. corymbosa
Lineage: Eukaryota; Viridiplantae; Streptophyta; Magnoliopsida; Gentianales; Rubiaceae
Source: the annotation of a GenBank genome assembly
CGCAACAAAACAGAGGCUGUCCUUUCUGAUCAAUCACCCCAGCCAAGACCACCAUGAACCUUCUAAGGUGCUCCGGCAACCACCUCCGGCGGCUCAAAGAGCUCUGUCGCCGUCAAAUUUCCAGUUCCCACCGCUCUUACCCGUUCUGUUACGACGGCCUUACACCACCACCAUUCGGCCCCCGCCACCACCUUCAGCCUCAUUCAUACCUCCACCGCCACGACGGCUCAUUUCUUCAUUCUCUCCGCUCAACCUCCGGCGAAUCAAAGAACUGCAAACCUCACUGUCUGCAAAGGAAGUCCGACGACAGGUUGGGGAGAUUUUACCUCUCUAUUCUUCUAAGUGUGUGGGGGUUUUUCUUGGUGCGGAAAAAUAAGGCCUACGUAAUUGAGCGCAGAGACAUGUAUUUCAAGACUGUGCAUGAAGGAAUUCAUCUAAAGAUUCCAGCUGUCGAUAAGAUUGUGUUUGGAUUUUCGUUGGAGAGUAAAACUAUACAUGUUCCCUAUCACUCUGCUACAACAGGAGAUGGACAAAACAUAACCAUUUCCUCCAUCCUUAUUGUACAGGUGAUUGAACCUGUUAAGGUUUUGUAUGGAGACCAGAAAGCUAUUGAUGCUGUGAUCGACUUUGUGCUGAACAGGCUAAGGGAGGAGGUUAAGGAUCGGACAUUGGAGGAAUUUACUCGUGAUAGAAAGAUUAUAUGCUUGAAGAUAGAAGUAGCUGUUGCUGAAGUGGCAGCUUCCAGAGGCUUGUUGUGCAUUGGUUAUCGAAUGGUCGCCGUGGUCUACCCAAAUGAUGUCCCGUAUAUGUUGAGGAAGCUGCCGAAGGGUCUUUGCAACGCAGUGUUUAAAAUUGUUAAAUUCUUCUCCGAGGCCAUAUACGGUGUUCCAACCAAUGUCAAAUGGAUGCAGCAUUUUAGAUGAUAUAUUGAUAUGAAACGAAGGCAGAACCAUGGUGGUCUAUUUCUUAGGUUUGCACUUUCAUAUGCUUGGAAGUUAGGCAUGAAUAUCAAGGGAAUGAUCCUUUAUUUUUGGUAACUAAUGUUUGGUACCUAAUUCACUAAUACUAGUGGUUUCUCUGCUGUGACUUUAGAGUUCAUUUCCUGAAUUAUUGUUUUGAGGAGAAAGAGAUCUAUUAGUGCCAAUAUUGGCAUUGCCAUUGAAAGAUCAAUGAUGCUGAUGGAGUAAAUAGUUAUAGUUUUAUGGUGCUUAGCUUUCUUGACAGCCUACGUAGAAUGAAG